Messenger RNA from Cyphellophora europaea CBS 101466, 327 nucleotides. RefSeq lists its product as uncharacterized. The record is from RefSeq and is a predicted model, not a curated record. Bases 1 to 327 code for a protein of 108 amino acids. The transcript has a single exon. Lineage: Eukaryota; Fungi; Ascomycota; Eurotiomycetes; Chaetothyriales; Cyphellophoraceae.
AUGCGCGAAACGAAUGCCUACACCUCAAAGCACUAUCGCCGCGACAACGGCUUCCCCCUGGUAUGGAUGCUACGCUGCUGCCUCGGUCGCGCCACCAAAGGUUCCGAGGAGGAAGCCGAUGAGCACUUCGAGCGCAGCGCACAAGCCCGUCAGGGCAAGAUCAUCGGUCGUCCUGCGGGGAGGACGGCCUUCAUCGCGGGCAAGGACGAUGUGCGAUUGACGACCACAGCUCGACCACAACCCGUCGACAGGGUGGAACGGACUGACGCGCAACGGGACGAGCAGCAGACUGAGCCCGGAGUGGCGAGUUCGGACGCAAACCGGUAA